UAUCAAUGUUGCAGCCAAUCAUUGACUUAUCUCAAGGUAAUAUUGACUUACCUGUUUAUAGUGGUAAAAUAUGACCAAACAUUAAUUUUACAGUUUUGCUUGUGAUAAAGUACCUGAGAAAGACUGGAAGGAGAAAGAAGUGCGACGAUGGGCACGGGGUUCGUUUACCGCCUCCCGGGCAUCACCGUGCAGAGGCAGCGCAUCAGCACCGAGCAGAGUGGCAGCAGCGCGGGACCACCCAGUACCGGAUCACGUGCCCAACUCAGAAACUGGUGUCAGUAUGCUGUCUCAAAGACGGUGUCCUGUCAGGUGCAAAAUGGCACCGAAUCCUCUGUGCAGAGAGUGUUCCAGUCCUGCCGCUGGCCUGGACCUUGUUCCAAAGUCCUCAGCUACAGAACCAUCAUCAGACCGUCUUUUAAGGUUGCCUACAAGCAGGUGACUGCACUGGAGUGGAGGUGCUGCCCCGGGUUUGUUGGCGAGGAGUGUCGUCAAGAGUGCAUGAACUGCACCAUGCUCACUGACAUGAGCCACAGGAUGGACGCCAUGGAGUCGAAGGUGAAGCAGCUGGAAGAAAGACCUUCCCCAUCACAAGCAGCCAACAAUCCACCACAGGGGUCGGCUGAUAACGAGGUGGACGCUCCCAAACCCACACCUAUCGGACCGCCAUCGUACCUGCCGCCAGCAGGAGGAAGAGGCCCUCAAGGCCCUAUUGGACCACCAGGACCUCCUGGCACAACCGGGCCUGCAGGUCUACCUGGUGUACCAGGCUUUUCUGGACCCAUCGGACCGAAAGGGGACAGGGGUCUGCCUGGUGAAAUGGGUCUGCGUGGCCCACCUGGUCCUCCAGGGCCCCCCGCUGUUCCUUCCAGGUCAUCUACCGUGCAAAUGAGGGGUGAUGUGUUCCAAGUGGAUCAUCAAGAGGAAGACCGCAUCCAUCCAGUUGGCCCUCCUGGUCCAGCUGGUCCCAGUGGACCCCCAGGGCCUCCUGGACCAACAGGACCUGCAGGGAUUCCAGGCAUGCCGGGUCAAGAUGGCAAGGAAGGCGACCAGGGAACACCUGGGAUUGUUGGACCUAAAGGAGACGCGGGGGAAAGGGGGCCUCCAGGAGCAAGAGGCGAUCAAGGCCUGGCUGGGCCGGCAGGGCCUAAAGGAGAGCCAGGUGAAGGUCUAGAUGAGGCAGAGGCGGUGCCACAGCUCAGGGAGGCCCUGAAGAUCCUGGCAGAGAGGCUUUUGAUCCUGGAGCACAUGAUAGGCAUUCAUGAAAACCCAGAGGGAUCUGGUUUUGGUGCAGUUCUGGACUCCCUUUCCUUCACCAGCAGAAAGGUCAAGCGCCUCCAGCCCGUCCAAGAUGGCACAUUACAGGAGAGACUAUUCUAGUGCACAUGGUUUCAUUUUUCUCACACUUUUAUCGCCCUUAUUUUGAAUCCUGGUGAAGAUCUGAGUGAGUUGGACAUGAUGCUGCAUUGGGAUGGAGUCUACUCAAGUGUAGUAGCAGCACUUCCAUGGUGUCAGACAGUGAAAUAUAACCCCAUAAACUCUUAUGAGGGUCUUUGCUUCUUUCUUUCCUCAGAUAAAAGAGGGCCUAGUAAACAAAUCACUUUUCUGGCUCGCGCUCCCUCGCAGAGCUCCCCAGGCUGCGACAGGCCAGUUCCUGAGACCUAAAAACUACACUGUUUAGUGUCGAACUCGUUCUUGGACCAUCUUCACGGGUCUUCCCAUGUCGGCCCGCCUGCGUUUCCGCUUUCCAACGCCUCGUUAAAUGGGAGCUGGGACGCGACACGCUGCCAGCAGUGUCUGCUUGCAAUGAGAGUUAGCUGGAACCGCACAUCUGGCGAGUGCACAUCUGGAAAAGGAGAGGGAGACAAUCUCUCCUGCGUGGUUUCACACAACCUGACAGGAUUACAUCUUCAUCUUCAUUUAACGACCUCAUGUUGUCGAGAGAAACCAGUCUCUGAUGAGAUGCAGAGACUGUGUCAUUUUGGUUGUUGCUUUGUCUCCAUGAGGUCCUAAAAUGAUCCAUACACUGACCACGUUUUCAGUCCAAGUUCAUUUUUAUUUGGUAUCUUUCAGCAGUAGACUGGAAGAGGAUGUCUGGUGACCUUACCAAGGUGUAGUUGAUGUGAUAGGCUCCAGCUUCCCCACAACCCUGCACAGGAUAAACCAGCACCUUGCAAAGUGCGGCACAGUGACUUUACUCUCUAUAAUAUAAUAUACAGUACAGGCCAAAAGUUUAGACACACCUUCUCCUCAUUCAAUCUUUAUUUUCAUGACUAUUUACAUUGUGGAUUGUCACAUCAAAGCUAUGAAUGAACACGUGGAGUUAUGUAAAAAAGGUGAAAUAACUGAAAACAUAUUUUAUAUUCUAGUUUCUUCAAAAUAGCACCUUUUGCUUGGAUUACGGCUUUGCACACUCUUGGUAUUCUCUCCAUGAACUUCAAGAAAUGGUUUUCACUUCACAGGUGUGCCUUAUCAGGGUUGAUUAGUGGAAUAUAUUGCUUUAUCAAUGGGGUUGGGACCAUCAGUUGUGAUAUAUCCAUCCAUCCAUCCAUCUUCUUCCGCUUAUCCGAGGUCGGGUCGCGGGGGCAGCAGCUUAAGCAGGGAAGCCCAGACUUCCCUCUCCCCAGCCACUUCGUCCAGCUCCUCCCGGGGGAUCCCGAGGCGUUCCCAGGCCAGCCGGGAGAGAUAGUCUUCCCAGCGUGUCCUGGGUCUUCCCCGCGGCCUCCUACCGGUCGGACGUGCCCGAAACACCUUCCUAGGGAGGCGUUCGGGUGGCAUCCUGACCAGAU
Messenger RNA from Nerophis lumbriciformis (worm pipefish), 2786 nucleotides. It is a transcript of the gene col26a1, whose product is annotated as collagen, type XXVI, alpha 1. Gene Ontology annotation, molecular function: protein binding. Lineage: Eukaryota; Metazoa; Chordata; Actinopteri; Syngnathiformes; Syngnathidae. The record is from RefSeq and is a predicted model, not a curated record.